Messenger RNA from Tuber melanosporum (Perigord truffle), 2387 nucleotides. RefSeq lists its product as uncharacterized. Gene Ontology annotation, biological process: DNA replication-dependent chromatin assembly; nucleosome assembly. Lineage: Eukaryota; Fungi; Ascomycota; Pezizomycetes; Pezizales; Tuberaceae. The record is from RefSeq and is a predicted model, not a curated record. Bases 186 to 1856 code for a protein of 556 amino acids. Gene Ontology annotation, molecular function: protein binding. The transcript has 7 exons. Gene Ontology annotation, cellular component: nucleus; CAF-1 complex.
UGUUUGUUCAAAACAUACAGACCAAUUUCCUUCGAAAAAUUCUCUAAAAAUUUCGGGAAUAAAAAAUAACCACAACCUCUCCCUCCCCACCCAUUGGCAGUUGGAGCACUUGUUUUGCUUCUGGUCAACCUGCUCCAAACGCCUUCCUUCCGUCGUAGCUCUUGGACCUCUGAAGGAACGGCAACAUGAAGGCUAUCCCACUUACCAUUCACUGGCACGAACAGAAUCAGCCAAUAUACAGUGCACAUUUCGAGCCCAACGGGAAAGGUCGGCUUGCGACCGCCGGCGGGGACACUAAUGUUCGAAUCUGGAGGGUCCAAGGUGAUGGCGAGGAGAGCAAGGUUGUCUACCUGAGUACUCUUGCGAAGCAUAGCCAAGCCGUUAAUGUUGUUCGCUUUUGUCCACGAGGUGAGAUGCUUGCAUCGGCGGGCGAUGACGGUAAUAUCAUACUCUGGGUUCCCGCAGAGCCUGGUCACCGUUCUGGUGCAUUUAGCGACGAUGAUCUCGAGGACAAGGAGACCUGGAGACUUAAACAUAUGUGUAGAUCGAUGGGCUCGGAGAUCUACGAUCUUGCCUGGUCCCCGGAUGGUAUAUUUUUUAUCACCGGAAGCAUGGAUAAUAUUGCCCGUGUUUGGAAUGCUCAAACUGGUCAAAUGGUUCGUCAAAUUGCCGAACACAAUCAUUAUGUCCAAGGCGUGGCCUGGGAUCCAUUGAACGAAUUUGUAGCCACCCAGAGUUCUGAUCGUUCAGUUCACAUCUAUACACUCAAAUCAAAGGACGGCCACUUUUCUCUUUCACAGCAUGGCAAGAUUUCACGGAUGGAUCUCCCUCCUCGGAGGAGGUUCUCACCAAAAGUUCACGGCUUGGGAGUCAAAAACGCAAAUAUCUACUAUAACGAGACACUGACAUCAUUUUUCCGCCGGUUGACAUUUACUCCGGACGGAAGCCUUUUGUUUACCCCGGCCGGGCAAUAUAGGACUUCUAAUCCCACUACCGGAGACGGGGCAAAAACAGCGGAUGAUAUAAUCAAUACAGUAUAUAUAUACACCAGGGCAGGGUUGAACAAGCCACCCAUUGCCCAUCUCCCAGGCCAUAAGAAGCCUUCAAUAGCGGUCAAAUGCUCCCCUGUGUUGUAUACAUUCCGGAAGUCGUCGCCAUCCGGGCCGGACACCGCUGCCUCGACCCCCAAUACGAGUGCGCCUUCUAAUGCAGCCUUUUCGCUGCCAUACAGGAUGGUAUAUGCUGUAGCGACACAAGAUGCCGUUCUAAUAUAUGACACCCAGCAGCAAACCUCACUCUGCGUAGUUAGCAAUUUACACUAUGCGGCCUUCACAGAUCUUACAUGGUCGUCGGAUGGGAACACACUGCUGAUGACGUCUACGGAUGGAUUUUGCUCUGUGGUUAUUUUCUCUUCCGGUGAGCUGGGUGAAAAGUACACAGGUCCAAUUGCGAGUACGGGAGCGACAACUCCCUCUGGAACUCCUACUCAUCCAACCUCAAAUCCUGCUCCGACCCACAAGACCCCACUAACACCGGUUCCCCCAACUCGUCACUCAAACUCCCCGACACGUUCAUCGUCGUCUUCCUCUAUUAGCACGCUGGGCUCUACAGCUAUCAACAAUCCUAGGCCUACCGUUGGAAGCCUACCCAGCGUGUCAGCAUCUGUAGUGGGAGUGCCGUUGACUACCCCGCCUCAGACCCCACUCAGCGCAAACUCUAGUGUUCUUGGGAAGAGAGAUGAGGGGCCAGUGAAACAGGACGGUGGCGGAACUGAAAGUGUGCCGGAUGCCACUACCGGAGGCGACAAAAAGAGGCGGAGAAUUGCACUAACUCAAGUUGUUGCCGAUGGCACUUAAGAGACACCCAACGCUCAGUGGUUCAUUAGUCACGGUUAUAUAUAGGUGUAGGUUACGACGGUCGGGGAGCGGAAUACGUGAUUAACCUGGGAAAAGAAGUUUGAGUAAUUUGGAGCUUUGCUAUCUGGGGAAGGUUAUUUUGUUCUCUGAUUUCUGAUGGGCUUUCCUUUGUUCUCUGGUUUUCUUCCUCUUCCCCUUUACAUUUAUUUCCUGGUAGGUGUUUUGGCUCUGGAUAGGCUUCCAAUUGUUCUUUCUAUUGUCAAUCAAUUUACUCUUCACCUUGGCAUCUUUACACCUGAAACCCUUUGAAUUAUUUUCUGGUUGUUUUUUUUGAGGGAAAUCUGUUCUGAAUCUCCCAAACGCACAUACUACUGGUAACCUUUUCUCGUAUUUGCUUGGGAUAUGACUUUGUGGCAAAAAUAUAAAAAACAUGUAUAGGAGUUGAGCAACAAGGUGGUACCGAUUUUUGCUUUUAAGAACCUUGGCUUAAUGCUUCCUUGUAAAGUAAGUUACGGUAUUUGAACAGUAUUC